CGUCAGUGUUUUGGUGGAAGUAAGUCUGGAGAAAGCGGGAGACUUUUCACUACAUUAUCCUUCUUUUAAUCUGUUCGAGUCUCCUGAUCCUUCAUCAGAAGCUCACUUUGGAACUGUCGACAGCAGAUUCAUAUAAAGAUGGCAGCAGUAACAAGUAGAGGAAUACCUUUAAGCUCGGUCAGUCCACAGUUCCUGCACACAAACUCCACUAGCCACACCUGGCCAUUCAGUGCUAUAGCAGAACUGAUCGACAAUGCUUAUGACCCGGAUGUCAGUGCAGAACAACUCUGGAUUGAUAAAUCAGUGAUCAAAGACCAGGACUGCCUCAUCUUCAUGGAUAAUGGAAAUGGCAUGGAUUGUGACAAGAUGCACAAAAUGCUCAGUUUUGGCUUCAGUGAUAAGCAGACAAUAAGAGGCCAUGUUCCGGUGGGUCUUUAUGGUAACGGUUUUAAGUCGGGCUCCAUGCGCUUGGGGAAGGAUGCCAUUGUGUUCUCAAAGAAAGACGACACCAUGUGUGUGGGUCUCCUGUCACAGACUUACCUCAAGGAUACAGGAGCACAAAAUGUCAUAGUGCCUAUUGUCAUGUUCACCAACACCGGACAGACUGUCAGUGCUUCACCGGAGCAUGCAGAGAGUCUCCAUGAUAUCCUGAAACAUUCUCUGUUUAACACCAAGGAAGAACUUCUGUCUGAGUUCAGUGUCAUUGACGCGUUGUGCACCAACUCAAGUGGAACCCGCAUCAUCAUCUGGAACCUACGCAGAACACCUUCAGAAGAAUUAGAAUUUGAUUUCAUGAAGAACCGUCACGACAUCCGGAUCCCUGUUGAUGUGUACGGGAGAACCGGGGAGACAAACAAGCGGCAGGCAGCAGGUGGCGUGUCAGUGCCUGAGAGUGAAUAUUCACUGCGGGCAUACUGCAGUAUCCUGUACCUGAAGCCAAGAAUGCAAAUUAUCAUUAAAGGGAAGAAGGUGGAAACUGUGUUGGUCACUAAAACAUUAGCAAAUGUCUCGAAGGACACAUACAAACCUGAUUCUGUUAAAAAGGCAAUAACAAUCAGAUUUGGCUACAACACCAAGAGCAAAGAGCACUACGGAUUGAUGAUGUACCACAAAAACCGUCUCAUCAAAGCCUAUGAGCGUGUCGCCUGUCAGCGCAAGGCCGACGGAAGAGCAGUGGGAGUUAUUGGGGUAAUUGAGUGUAACCACCUCACACCAGUUCACAACAAGCAGGACUUUGAUGAUACUGAAGAUUACAGGAAAAUCUUAAAGAAUGUAGGUAAGAAGCUCGAGGAAUAUUGGAAGCAACAGGUAUAUGAUGCACCUGAGCUUAAACCUAACUGCACUGAGGAUACUGUGAAGCAACCAGAUCAAAACUGUAUUCAGUGUGAUAAUUGUCAGAAGCGGCGAAAACUUCCAGAUGGCAUUGAUCGUAAAAUGCUCCCUGAGAAGUGGUUCUGCUACAUGAACUCUGACCCUCAAUUCAGGAGUUGUACAGAUGAUGAAGAAGUGCCUGAGGUUUCUGAUAAUGAACAACCCAGAAACCAGAAAACCUACAAGCAACAUGAGCGAAACCAGAAGCUGCAGCAGGAGAACAGGAAGCAGAGCCCUUCUACACCCUGCCACCCAACACGCAGUUCUGCUCAUAUUUCCUCUCCUCUCACACUUGCAGGCUCCAGGCCUUCAGUUGACACUCAGCAGACUUCUCUCCCUAUUACUCCUAUAAGAAUUAAGAGAGCCCCGGGCCAGAGUCAAGAGAACACGGAGAAGAAGAAAGCUAGAAGAGACGUUUUUGAUAACAGCAUACCAGAUAGUCCGUCAACAUCCUCAGCCUCACCUGACACUGUUUGUUCAUCUUCCAUGUGCAGCUCUGGUAAUGAUGCUAAUAAAGCAGAAAGGAUAACUACUGAAACAGCACCAAUGGAUAAUGGUGAUGAUGUGAUUGACAAGAGCACGGUGAACAAGGAGCAAAGGAAUCAAUUCACACAGAACAGCUCUGAGGACCAGCAGAAUUACAAAGUGCUGUACCUGCAGGCCAAAGCGGAGAUAAAGCAGCUCCAACAUAAGCUCAGAGAGCUAGAAAAAGCAGACGAAGAGCUAAAGGAAAAGGUGUUGGCAAUGGACCCACGGAAAGAUGCCGAGUUGAAAUGCUUUGUGCAGAAGUGUAAGGAGAACCCAGGUGUGCUGCACCUGCCCGAGAUGGAGUUCUUCCGGACCUGGCUGCAUGGAUUGGGAGCGACUAUUCCACCCCUGCCUAAAAACUCAGGCUUCCAGGGAAGCUAUCCAUGUGAUGCAGCUCCGCCUCCUAAAACAGUCCCGCCCCCUCAGGCAGAGCCUGCUCCAGCCCUCCCCUCCGAGAGCGAGGAGAGUGAAUUAGAGAUAGAAAAUGAUGGAGUGAAUGAUCCAGACACGGACGAGGUUCAGGAAAUGGGCAACUAUGAGAACCUGGAGGUGACUGAGGAGAUGAUGGACCAGGCCAACGAGAAGAAGAUGGAGGCCAUCGACGCACUGGGAGUGGGAGAGCUGCAGAAAAGUCUGGAUCUGUUCACUGAUGCCAUCAAACUGAAUCCACGAUCAGCUAUACUCUAUGCCAAGAGAGCCAGUGUGUACAUCAUGAUGCAGAAGCUGAACACUGCGAUUCAAGACUGUGACAGAGCAAUAGAUAUAAACCCCGACUCAGCACAGCCGUAUAAGUGGAGAGGGAAAGCACACAGGUUACUUGGUCACUGGGAAGAAGCAGCUAAAGAUUUGGCCACAGCCUGCAAACUGGACUAUGAUGAAGAUACCAGUGCCAUGCUGAAGGAGGUUCAACCUGAAGUCAACAAGAUCCAGGAGCACCGGCGUAAAUACGAGUGUAAACAAGAGGAGAGAGAGAUCAGAGAGCGGCAGGAGCGAGUGAAGAAAGAGAGGGAGGAGCAUGAGAAAGCACAGAGGGAAGCCAGGCAGCAGGCAGGAGGAGGAGCACAAGGAGGCUUCCCAGGAUUCCCAGGUGCAGGAGGUUUUCCAGGCGGAGCUCCGUUCGGCAUGCCCAGCCUGCAGGAGCUCUUUAACAACCCCGAGGUGCUCAUGGCCAUGAAGGAACCUGAAGUGAUGGCAGCCUUCCAGGAUGUGGCUCAGAAUCCAGCCAACAUCUCCAAAUACCAGGGCAACCCGAAGAUCAUGGCUCUCAUCAACAAACUGAGCCCCAAGUUCAGCAACCCUCAGGCCUAGGCGGCCGAACGACAUGUGUUUAGUGAUGAGGUCAAUGCUCUGAAAUAGCGCUUACUGCCCCUCUCUCUCUGUCUCUCUCUCUUGCUUACAUGAUGUAGUUCUUCCUCUGCACUAACACAUGUGGUGACUGGAUGGAGGUGAGACAAACAUGUAGUAAAUGCUUUUUAACUCGCACACUAGAUAGAUUUCAGGACUAUUUAAGAGCAUUGGAACACCACCAUGAAGGAGUUAGGCAUAGGGAACAGCUAAUCAGUGUAAACCAUUAAAGAGGAAAAAAGAAAGGGGGAGACCACACGGUCUCAGUUUAACACUUCCUGGAACAGUCCUGAAUCGCACUGUAAACAGAACCGGGCUGUGAUUGGUGUUUGAAAUGGUCCAGUCACUGCCUUUGAUACUGAACCUGACUGAUUUCAAUGUCUUUUCACCCUGACUGUGUACCAAUCUUUUACCACACUUAACCCAAACUGUCACGGAGAUUAUUCUAAAAGAGUUAAACUGAUCAUUAUUCCAUCCAGUCAGGUCUUAACUAAAGUUUUCUGGAUUGUUGUUGGGUUUUUUUCUAUUCUGUAAACAAGAAAAUCACAUGGCAAAAUGUUUUUUUUUUUCUUACCCCCUUGAUCCAGGAGCAUUUAUUUCUAUCUCUGAACGACAAUUUCAAUCAAUAAAGGUUUUGGUUGUUGCAGAUCUGACACCUUGUUGGUUUUUAAUAUUGGAGGAGAAUGCAUCAUGAAACAAAUUCAGUCAUGCUGUGUUCAU
Molecule: messenger RNA, 3963 nt
Organism: Ictalurus furcatus (blue catfish)
Lineage: Eukaryota; Metazoa; Chordata; Actinopteri; Siluriformes; Ictaluridae
Product: MORC family CW-type zinc finger protein 3-like
Exons: 29
Coding region: 139-3207 (1022 amino acids)
Cellular component (GO): PML body; nucleus
Molecular function (GO): zinc ion binding; protein dimerization activity; ATP hydrolysis activity
Source: RefSeq, a predicted model, not a curated record